AUGAAUUAGGAUUCUCUAGAAUAUUCUGUUGAAAAACAUUGGAAAUAUAUUUAUGUAGUGAUACUCUUUUUCUCCUUAUGUUCAGCUUCAGUUAUACCGAUAAUCUACGUAUAUUCACCUAAGUGUAGACAUCAUCCAGCAUAAAUUAUUUUAAUAUUAUGUAUGAUCUUUUAUAUUUUAGGUAUAUUGGAAAUGAUAACAUGUUAUUAAUGGUUUUUAGAUAGUGUUCAUUUUGAAGAGUUAAUUUAAUUUUUAAACACAAUCAUAGGUUAUAAUAAAAUAAGGGAAUAUUAUUUAUUUGGUUAGGGUGAGAUAUCUGAUUAAACAUUAUGUUCAAUAAACCAGAGUUUAAUAAUAUUUGGAUUCUUAGCACAACUAAAUUAUUAUGCAAUUCUAACAUUAGAUUUUAUACUUACAUUAACUAAACCUUUCUUGAAUACUAAAAUGAAACAACUUUCAUAUAAUUUAUUUGUAUGUUUAGUUACAAUAAUAAUGUGUUAUUUUGAGAAGGACUCUCUCUAUGGGAAUUGUAAAGGAAUAAAUACUAGAAAUGUCUCUGACGUGUUUAAACUUUAGUUGUUGACAAUAACUAUAUUAUUAGUUAUAUCAUUUUAUGUAGGUUAAAAGGAUCUUAAUAGAAUGAACAAAAUCAAUAUUGAUGUUAAAGAAAAUAGGAGAAAAUUAUUUUACAAUCAUAUAGUAUCCUAUUUUUUUAAAUAUAUUUAGUACUUAUUUUUCACUCUAUUUAUAAUAUGGAGUUUACCUUAAUUAAUAGCAUUUCUAAGUGAAUAUGUCUUAGUACAUUAAAUAAUGAAUAGAAUCUAUAUAGCCAUAAUGUUAUUGCAUCGUAUCAUUAUACUUUUUACAGUUAGCAACCAUAUUAUUAUAGAUCCGACUUCGAGAACCUUAUUUUAAGAGUAGAACUCUACUUUUACUUGCAACAAUCUUUUGCAAAAGAAAGUGGAAAGAAAACAAAGAGUAUAAUAUGUUAGAUAUUUUUAUAGUAAAAAUGUAGAUGAUUGCAUUAUGGAGUAAUGUUAACUACCUCUAAAUAAGUUAGUUUAAGUUUAAACCAAUUAAGAGACAGUUUCUAAUAUUUUAAGUUCAAUUCUAAAAAUUGUAAGUUACGAUGAAAGAAUAACUGAUUUACAUAAACAAUGUAAAUACAAGAAAUAAUUCACUUAUUCAUCCAAUAAGAGUGAUCAAUUUUAAAUUGAUUAAGAAUCUCCUUUAUUAAAUUCAAUUAAUUAUUCAUUAGAAUUAACAUUGACAUUUUAAAUUGAAGAAUAUGCUCCUGCAAUAUUUUAAGAUAUUAGAAUGAAAAAUGGUAUAUGUUAUAAACAAUUUUUAAAUUCUUUAAGACUAGAUUAUAAUUAAGAUCAAAUUAAAAAUACUCAAGAAUCUCUAGGUAAAAGUGGAUCAUUCUUUUUCUAUACCUAUGAUAAUGUUUUUGUAUUGAAGACUAUUACUUAAUCAGAAAUUAAAUUAAUUUAUGAUUGUAUAUUAUUUAUUUAUUUAAUUUUAUAGUUUUGGAAGACUAUUAUAAAUAUAUAAUUAAAGAUUAAACAUUUUUGGCUAAAUUUUAUGGAUUAUAUUCAAUUAGCAUAGAAGGUUUUUCCUAGAUUCAUUUAUUACUUAUGGAGAAUAUAUUUUAAAAAAUACCUCAAGAAAGAGUAGUAUAUGAUUUAAAAGGAAGUCUUGUGAAUAGAAAAUAAAAUGUCAAAAUGAAUUAAGUUGUUGAUCUUACUAGUUCAUAUGCAUAAUAUUUACCUUCAAUGGGUGUUUUAAAGGAUUAAAACUUUAUUACAUCUACAGAUAUAUUUAUAUAAUUGAAUUAGCAAAAUAGAGAUACUUUAUUUACUAUUUUAAAAGAUGAUAUUGAAUUUCUUCUUAAAAAUAAUAUAAUGGAUUAUUCUUUGAUUAUUGCUAUUUUUAAUAAUCAAAUUUAAGAUGAAAAUCGAAUAUAUUGUAAUAGUAAUAAAUGCUAUUGCUUUGGUCUCAUAGAUUAUACAUAAAAGUUCACUCUCAAAAAGAAAUUAGAAUUCUUUUAUAAGUUUCAUGUUAAAAGAAAGGGUUAAAAAAUUUCAUGUGUUGAUCCAUAAUUUUAUAGUUAAAGAUUUCUUUCAUUCAUUAAUAGUAUAAUUGCUAUUAAUGAUUUGGCAUGA
Messenger RNA from Paramecium pentaurelia, 2165 nucleotides. The record is from the annotation of a GenBank genome assembly. NCBI's taxonomy places the organism in Eukaryota, Ciliophora, Oligohymenophorea, Peniculida, Parameciidae.